AUGCCAGGGCUGAUGAACUGGGCCACCCUCUCCCAGCUGCCCCUCAUUGCGUCCGAGGUGACAUCCUGUGUCAGCGGCUACGCCUUUGGGAUGACAGCCCUGCUCACCUACCACAACCCAGACCCCCAGGCUUUGGAAGGUCUCUUUGUGUACCCCUUGGACGAGGGCACGACUGUGGUGGGCUUUGAGGCGGCCGUGUCCCAGCGCACCGUGACAGUGCAGAUCAAAGACAAAGCCAAGAUUGAUGGCACCUACUUCAACAGCUGCAGCCUCCCCCCUGGAAGAGCUGGUGAUGGAAGUGGUGAGGGGGUUGAGGGAAGGAUUAUGAUGGAUGAGGACCUGGAGAGGAUCGUUUUUGUGGCUAGCCUGGGCAUGAUUCCUCCCCUGGAAAGUGUCUCCAUCUUCAUCAGCACCUCCUCUGAGCUGCAGACACUGCCCAGUGGGGUGGUGAGGGUCCUUCUGCCAGCUGUGUGUGUCCCCAGGGUCCCCCAGCCCAGCCUGGAGAAUGCCAGCAGCUUUUCCAGCCACCAGCUCCGAUCGGACAAACACCUCUGUGGAUCGGGGAGCCCGGAGCAGGGGAGCAGGUUCUGCCUGGCUCAGCUGCUGGACAGUGAGGCCACCAACCCCUUUGAGUAUGAGUUCAGCUUCCACCUGGAGAUCCGGGGGCCGUGUUUGCUGGCAGGAGUUGAGAGCCCCACACACGAGAUCCGGGCAGACGCCGACCCCUCGGCUCCCUCUGCCAAGAGCAUCGUGAUCACUCUGGCCAACAAACACACCUUCGACAGACCCGUGGAGAUCCUGAUUCAUCCAAGUGAGCCCCACAUGCCCCACGUCUUAAUGGAAAAGGGUGACAUGACCCCUGCAGAGUACGAACGACACCUGAAGGGGAAGAACGAUUUCAUUAAAGGCACUAAGAAAGACCCCAGUGCCAAGAAAAAGAUGGAAAUCAUCAGGAAGCGACUGAACAAGGACAUCCCCCACCACCCUGUCAUCAUGCUCAACUUCUGCCCUGACUUGAGGACUGUGCAGCCAGGCCUCAGGAAAGCCCAGGGAGAGUUUAUCUUCCUGGUAGACCGCAGCAGGAGCAUGAGUGGUGUGAACAUCAGCCGUGCCAAGGAUGCCCUGUUGGUCAUUCUCAAGAGCCUGAUGCCAGAGUGUCUCUUCAACAUCAUUGGCUUUGGAUCCACCUUCAAGACCCUCUUUCCUGUCAGCCAAGCCUAUUGUGAGGAGAGCCUGGCCAUGGCCUGCCAGAGCAUCAGGAGGAUCCAGGCUGAUAUGGGCAGCAUCAACCUCUUAUCCCCCCUGAAGUGGGUGACCCGCCAGCCCAUCCACAGGGGCCACCCCCGGCUGCUCUUUGUGCUGACAGCCGGGGCCAUCAGCAACACCGGGAAGGUUCUGGAGCUGCUGCGGGACCACUCGUGCUCCACCAGGUGCUACAGCUUCGGCAUUGGGCCCAACGCCUGCAGGAGGCUGGUCCAGGGUCUGGCUGCCGUGUCCAGGGGCAGCUCCGAGUUCCUGGAGGAGGAUGAGAGGCUGCAGCCCAAGAUGAUCAGGUCCCUGAAGAAGGCGAUGGCACCAGUCCUGAGUGAUGUGUCUGUGGAGUGGGUGUUUCCCGAGAGCACCGAGGCCCUGGUGUCCCCUGUCAGCAGCAGCUGCCUGUUCCCUGGUGACCGUCUGCUCAGCUAUGGUGUCAUCUGUGACACCUCCCCGUACCUCUCCAACCCCAGAUCUGACAAGAGGCGGCGGUACAGCAUGAUGCAUUCCCAGGAGUCGGGCAGCUCUGUUUUCUUCCACUCCCAGGAAGAGGGAGCAGGCUUGGAGAGCUGGAACCACUCCAGAGACUCGGAGGGCUCCUGCCCCACCAAGCACUCCCCCGACCGCCUGGGCGUGGGCAGAGAUCCUGGGGGAGAGUCGGACACGGACACGGAGUCUGCCCAGCAUCCAUCCCUCACCUUUGAGACAGAGACCUCCUCCGACUGGGAGCCCCAGGACCUGGAUAUUGGCGCUGCCUGUGGCUCCCCACGCUCCCCCAGGACCCUCUGCAAGGCAGUGGUGAAAGGGCUGAGGAACAACGAGCCUGUGCAGUGGGAAGUCACGUUUGAUAUCCACCCUCUGUUCCGAGAGCGGGACAGCCAGGAGGAUGGUGACACAGACCUGUGGAGUGAGACCUUCCACCACCUGGCAGCCAAGUCACUCAUCCAGGAUUUCGAGCAGCUCGCCGAGAGGGAGUGUGAAAUCGAGCAUGGGUCUGGGCGGCGGUUCCAGCUCAGCGCUGUCCACACCAGCAAGGCCUGUAAUGUCAUCAGCAAGUACACAGUGUUUGUGCCCGUGGACCUGAGCACCAGCUCCUACCUGCCCUCCCUGGUCCAGUACACCCACACAGAUGCUGAGGAGAGCAGCCCCACACCCUCCAGCACCCUGUCCUCCUCUGCCUGGGAGCGCUGCCGUGCCCCUGAAGGGCCUUUCCACAGCCUGUCUGCUUCCUCUGCACAAGCCCAAAAAUCCAUCGAGAGGCUCUUUGCUGCCAGGCUGACCCUCAAUAAAACCAUGCUGCUGGUCCGAGCUGCCAAAGGCUUCAUGAGUAAAUCUGCAGGCAGAGGGAGCGAAGCCAGCUCUGAGGGUGACAAUGAGAGCAUGGACUACCUUCCCCUGGUGUCCCUGCAGCUGGCCUGCGGUGCCUUCCUUCUGAAUUCUGCCUUCUGUGAUGCCAUCAACAUCCCCAUGGAGAAACUGAAGUGGACAUCACCCUUCGCCUGCCACCGCCUGUCCCUCAGCCCCUCCGGCUCCUACAGCCCCAAGAAGAGCAGCCCCUCCUCGGAGCACCGAGUCCUGAACUCCAGCCAGCAGCUGCUGGUCCCCGUGCUGGAGGACAGCGGCCGCCUCAGGCACCUGUCGGGCAGCGCAGCCGAGAGCAUCUCCCGAGCCCUGAGAGCCGAGAGGGAUCUGUCCCCUCCUGCCAUCACCAUCCGCAGCUUCUCCUCCCCGCCCGAGUGCGGGGCCGACAGUGCCCGGGGCCGCGACAGCGACGGCUCCGAGCUCCAGGCUUUGCUCUUGGACGUGGAGCUGCAGCAGCAGACGGAGCCCGAGGGGAUGCUGUGGGCCACGGCGGUGGCGCUGGCCUGGCUGGAGCACAGCUCAGCUUCCUUCUUCAUCGAGUGGGAGCUGGUGGCGGCCAAAGCCAGCCUGUGGCUGAGCGGGCAGGGCUUCCCGGAGGGAUCCAGCCUGGCCGCGGUGAAAGCUGCAGCCCAGCAGCUCUUUGUGCUGCUCCGUCACUGGGAUGAAAAGCUGGAGUUCAACCUGCUGUGCUACAACCCGGGCAGUGUGUAA
Sturnus vulgaris (Common starling) is the source of this 3327-nucleotide messenger RNA. The record is from RefSeq and is a predicted model, not a curated record. NCBI's taxonomy places the organism in Eukaryota, Metazoa, Chordata, Aves, Passeriformes, Sturnidae.